This is a messenger RNA of Spodoptera exigua (beet armyworm), 1259 nucleotides long. Lineage: Eukaryota; Metazoa; Arthropoda; Insecta; Lepidoptera; Noctuidae. The record is from the annotation of a GenBank genome assembly.
UUGACACUUGACAAUUUGACUGUGACAGUAGAAGUUAAUAUAUAAAGGUUAUUAGUUGUAAAUAAUUUUUUAAAUAAUCUAUCUACAAUAGUGUCUGUUUUGUCCUUGUCUGGUCCAAGUGUUCUCUUAAUAAAUGAUAAAAUAAUAGUAAUUACAUAAUUUACGGAAUCAAUUAAAAUCAUUGUUAUAAAAUUCAGUACAUAACUAAGUUUCAAAGUUUUAAAACAUGUCUAAAGUUUACCGAGUCAAUACUGUGAAUCUUUUGAGUAAACGAGAAAUGCCUAUGAUAGGCUUUGGCACCUAUGCAAGAAAAGCUGAACCUGGCCAGUAUAGACAGGCGGUAGAAUGGGCCAUAGAGAUUGGAUACCGGCACAUAGACACAGCAUCUUCUUAUAAUAAUGAAGUAGAAGUGGGCCAAGGAAUUAACAAUAAAAUUAAAGAAGGUCUUGUAACUAGAGAUCAACUCUUUGUUACAACUAAGCUUUGGAAUGAUCGCCAUGCUGAAACAGAGGUGGUUGCAUCAUUGAAGGAGUCACUGGCUAGGUUGAACCUAGACUAUGUUGAUUUAUACCUAGUGCACUGGCCAGUCUCAACAAAUAGUAAAGGUGAAGAUACAGAAAUAGAUUAUAUGGAGACCUGGAGAGGUAUGGAAAAAUGUGUGGAGUUGGGAUUGACCAAGGGUAUUGGGGUAUCCAACUUCAAUGAAGAUCAACUUAUAAGAUUGUAUGAGAAUGCUACAAUUCCACCUGAUGUCAAUCAAAUUGAGAUAAACCCAACAUUUGUGCAGCACAAAAUGGUGGAUCUUUGCAAGCAAAUGUCGGUGAUACCAGUUGCAUACACACCUCUAGGUCUCAUAUCUGAAGCUCGACCGGAGUUCAUUGGCAAGGAUGUAAUCAAAACUGAUCCUGGACUUGGUGCACUAGCUCAGAAAUACGAAAAGACACGCGCCCAAAUUGCUUUGAGAUAUUUGAUACAACGCGGGAUUCCAGUUAUACCGAAGUCUUUCACAAAAUCUAGAAUUGAAGAAAACUUAAACAUAUUUGAUUUCGAAUUAACAACAGGCGAGAUGGCUUUGGUAGAGAAUUUCAAUAUCAAUCAUAGAUGUGUCCCGGCCAAUGGCUUCAAGGGACUGAAGAAUUAUCCAUUUUAAUAUGAAUGUAAUGGUUUUGUAGAGACCAGUGUAUAGUUUUAAGUUUUAUUAUGGGGUUUCUUUUAGCUAAUAAGCAGGGUUUUUAUGCAGUGCUGGUUCUAUUAAAAUG